CUGACACCUCUGACACAUCUGACACUAAGCAUACAUGAUAUUUAUUAACAACGUCAAUCAAUUAUACAUAUUCAAAAUUACCAGUAACUGAAAAACUCGAAAAUGUCACAAAAACAAGCUGCAUGCGCUCGCAUGUCGCAGUACCCAGGUAGAACAAAAGAGAUAAAAGUUUGGGCCAACGGUGAUCCCAAAUGUUACGUGUUCAAUAUAAACCCUAAGGAGUUUAGGAAUUGGUCUGUGAUUAUGAACCAUCUCACUCAGACAAUGCUACCCACAUUUGGGGCUAUUAAAACAUUGGUGGAGUUAAAAACCAGAAAGAUGAUAAACGAUUUUGAAGGACUGGAUCCUCGAAGAAAAUAUAUAGGCAUUGGAGCCACGUGUAAAUCACUCAGAAUGCCCAUAGGAGGUUAUAAAACUACUGAAGAACUGAACAGGCAGGCACAACUAGACACCAAAACGAGCGCCACAUCAAAAGGCGAAAAAGUCAACGACAGCAAAAAGUUUUUGGCAAAAACCGAGAAAAUGCAAUAUACGGUUAUAUACGUUACCGUGAAUGGCUCUGACGGGGCGCCCCAGAAAGCCGUGUUUAAACGCGACGAGUUAAAACAGUACGACUUAGUACGCAACUAUUUGGCCAAUAUUUUGAAGAUUGAAGGUAUACAGAAUCUGUACACGACGUCAGGUACGAUGUUGACGGACGCUACUGAAUUCAAACAUGGCUCGUUGUAUGUUGCCGCACCGUUUGGUGAACAUUUCCAAAAGAUGGAUUACGUCGGAUUGUUCAAAGAGAAAUACCCUUUUUGUAAAAAAAAUAAGUACUUCAAAGUCGUUGCUUCUCGUCACAGCUAUAUAGCUCUAAAACGGAAAAUGUCUUGCGAGAGAGCCAAGGCUUCAAAGAAAAUUGGUACAUCAUCUCGUCAUUCAGUUCAAUCACAAAUCCCACCGAUGUAUACAUUUAAAUCGAUUGCUAGAGAACGAGACGCCGAUAUUAAGAAUAAGCAGACAAUAGAACGGGAAAAACAUUUACCUUUGUAUAAUCAGAUUAAGAGCAAACAAUCGCAGUUUAUACGUUUCACGAUACGACCUGCUCCUAGACAGCCAGAGAUGCCGAAGCAAUUUAAAAACAACAAUAAAAUACCCAAAUUUAUCAGAAAAAGACUGGCUGAAGAAAAAUUCAAGAUGACCCGUAGGCAUACGUUUUCAGGACCAUCGUCUUCAGUGAUGAAAAAUUAUCUACCACAAUCAUUGAGCAUGCCUACAGAUGCACAAUCUAGGAUUAUGGAAGUGUUCAAGAAGCUCAAUCUCACGUCUGGUGUAGAAAACAUUCUUGCUGGUGGGGAGGCAGCAGACGAAAAAGACUCUUCUGACCAAAAUGUAAUGUACCAAUAUCUUCAAUCUUUGGGUCGGAUAGAAUCGAUUCAGAAUCCAGAGAUGGACGUCUAUUUCAAAAACUUACUCGAAAAGAUCGUCAAAAUGGUUGAAAAGAAAUCAGAACAUAAAUCAGUUAAUGGCAACAAGCAAGAAAAAGAACUGGAACAAGAGAUACCGUUUGAACCAACGGUAGAAAUAUUUGAUUCGUUGCAUCAUAGUGGUGCUAAAAUUUCAAUCGAAAUCAAACAAAUGUCCGAUGAGAACUUAUCUAAUGUUCAACAAAUAGUUAGUGGUAACAAAUUGUUUAAUGUCAAGGUGACCUAUCAACCGUCUGUAGAAGCAGUAAACUUAAUUAAAACAGUUCAAGAUUCAAAAUCAAAAGAAAAUCAAGUUCAACAACAAAAAGCUUCUAGGGAGGCGAUAAUAGUAAAUGAUAAAAUUAAGGAAAAUAAAGUGAGUUCUAAGAAUAGCAGCCAUGUAUCAAGUGACAAAAUUUUUACAGAAAUAGCUACACCUAAUGGUAGUAUCAGAAUUUCUAUGGGAUCUAACUCUAAUACUAGUAACAGAUCGUUUAUUCCAAAAGAACGAAGUUCUGAAUACCAUUCUUCGAAGACUGAUAGCAGCAACUCCAAAGACAAUAUGAUUUCCGAUAAAGGGAGAGUUACUGACCCAAUUUGUGACAUUCUUAGAAAUAAAGAGUCAAUAACUAAUACUUAUACUAUCAAUACAUCGUCUAAAGUCAGAUCUAGAACUAGUAGUACUGCUACAAAUCGGAUACUAUCAGCUUCUAAGACUAGUAAUCGAGCUCAAGGACAAAUGAACGAUCUGUCACAUCAGGAAAUCAAAGCGGAUCAACAGUUAUCUACAGAAUUAAAACCUUAUAUAAACAAUCAGUCUUCAUCAGCUAGAAUAUUCAACUUACAUAAACAAUCAUCUCAUAAAAAUGUAACAAAAGAAGAGAAUGAAAAAACCGAAGAUCCAAUUACCCAAAACAAAUAUUUCAAUGAACAAACUAAUUUAACAGAUUCAAUAAUUAACAAACUUGAUACUAUUAGAACCCAAAUCUCUGACGAAGGAUGUGAACAAAGCUGCCGGCAAGAAAAACACGUAGAAGAAGAUUCUGAUAAAUAUAUUACCAAUAACAAAAAACAAGAAGAUAAAGAUAUCAAAAUACUCUUUGAACAAUCGAUCUGUGAAUCUACUACUCAACAUUUAUAUAGAGACAGUUUUGAACAGACUUCGAUUUCUUCAUCGUCCGGUACUCAGCAAUUAAAUCUUGAAAGAGCCGGAGACAUUUAUGGAUCUAGUAUGCAACAAUUAGAAGAUAAAAUUGGUCAAAUAAAAACGAUAUCUGGACAAAGCGUGCGUCAAUUGGUGGUUAAUAAAGUUAAAUCUAGUACACACCAAGUAGAUGGCGAAAAAAGGACGCCUAGUAUUUCUGGAUCAAGAACACAACAUAUAAGUGACGAAAAAUCCGUUAUGUCUGGAUCUAGUAGGCAAACUCUUGAAAAUAAUGAAAAUAUAAUUAAUUAUAAAUCAAGUACAUCAGAAAAAGUUGUUAAAAAUAAUGAAAAAGUAUCUUUCGAUAAUAUGAUUGCUUCCAAAUCAAGUAAUCCUCAAUCAGCUGUGAAAACCCAAGAAAACUCCAAUAUUUAUAGUUCAAGUAAUUUAUACGGAGAAAGUUUACUAAAUAGAGCAGUUUCUAGGUCAAGUACACAACAGUUGUCGAAUCAAAAUGAAGAAGAAACUAAUAUUUCUAUACCAAGUAUGACAGCUGCAAAAAUGUUUGAAAAUAGAUCGUUUUCUAAAUCAAGUACACAAAAAGUGUCUGCUGAAAAUGGGGAAGAAACUAAUAUAUCUAGAACCGGUAUAUUGGCUGCAAAAAGUUUUCUUAAUAGAUGUAUUUCUAAAGUAACUACAGAACAACCGUUUGCCAAAAGUGUAGAACAAACAAGCAUUGCUAUGUCGAAUAUAGUAGCUGACAAAGAUGUUACAAAUAUUAUAUCAGGAUCAAGUACGCAAAGAUUAAAAGAUGAAAAUAUCAAACAAUCAACUAUUUCUGGAUCAAUUUUAGAAGAUAUGGAUAAUCAGACAGUUUGUCAAUUGAGUACAGAACAUAUGGGUGUUACAUAUAGAAAUUCAAUGAAUAUUUCUAGUUCCAACGUACCUGAAAAUGUCGAAAAUAGAACAACUAGAUCAAGUACACAACGAUUGAGUGUUAAAAGUCAAGAACAAUUAAAUAAUUUAAUAAUUGCUGAAGAUAAAGAUAAUAAAACUAUUAUUAAAUCAAAUAUACGAUUACUGGCUGAGAAAACUGUGGAACAAACAACUAUUUCUAGAUCAAGUAUGUUAGUUGCUGAAAGUGUCGAAACUAUAUCUAAUUCUAUAGGUAAAGGACAAUUAAAUAUAUCCAGAUCAAGUAUUUUAAAUAGAAAAAAUGUAGAACAACAAAUCGCUUCUAGAUCAUCUGUAUUAGAUGCGAUAAAUGUAGAAAUUGAGAAGGAUUCUAGAUCAAGCAUACCAAAAUCUGAAGAACAAACAAAUAUAUGUGACUCAAAUUUACUAGCUACAGAAAAUGUAGAAAAUAGUAGGUUUUCCAGGUCAAGUAUACAACAAACGAACGCUAGAAGUGGAGAACGAACAAACAUUUCAAGAUCAAGUAUAUUAGCCAGAAACAUUAACGAAAAUAGUAUGGUUUCCGAAUCAAGUACACGACAACUGAUAGCAAAAAAUGGAAAGCAAUCAAAUGUUUCUGGAACAAGUAUAUCAAUUGCAGAAACUACUCCUAGAUUAAAUACACAGAAACUAGAUGCAAACAAUGGAGAAGAAACCAGUAUUUCUAGAUCAAGUAUGUUGGCCUCGGAAUGUAUGAAGAAUGCGCAUAUUUCUGGAAUAAGCAUUCGACAACCUGCAGCAAAUAAUCGAGACCAGACAAAUGUUUCUAUAUCAAGCAUUAUAAAUGAAACAAAUGACAACAGGAGCACAAUUUCUGGAUUAACUUUACGCCAAUUGGCUCCAAAAAUUGGAGAACCAGCAUAUUUUUCUAGAACAAGUACACUUACUUCAGACAGUGUCGAAAAUGGAACAAAUUCAAUUCAAACAAAUACGUUUAUGGUAAAUACUCUGCCUGCAGAAAACAUUGAAAAUAAAACUAUUUCUGGGUCAAGUAUAAGACAAUUGUCUCAGAAAAGAUUGGAGCAGACAAAUAUCUCUAAUCCAAGUAUAGUGGCUGCUGAAAAUGUCGAUAUUAUGACACAACAACUUUAUGACGAAAAUAUGGAAAAUAUUUCAAUCGGUAAUAAAUAUACUCUUUGCGAGAACAUAGUUUACCAACUUAUAUCUGGAUCAGGUAUAGUAUCUGCAGAAAAUGUACAGAACAGAAGACUUUCUGGAUCAAGUACACAAGAGUUGACAGCGAAACAAGAUGAACAAUCAACUGAUAUAUCAGGAAUAAAUACAUUAGCUGAGGACGUUGUCAAAAGUAAUGAAAUAACUAAAGCAAGUAUACGAGAAUUGGUAGCAAAAAAUGGAGAUGAAUUAAAUGUUUCUGUAUCAAACAUACUAGCUGAAAAAAAAUCAGAAAACAACACGAUAUCUGGAAUAAGUAUACGAAAUUUGGUUCCAAGGGGCGGCGAACAAUCAUAUUGCUCUAAAUCAAGUAUAUUAAGUAACAAGUCCAAUUAUAGACCCAGUACACAACAAAUUAUUCUCGAAAGUGGAUCAGAAAUACUAGCAGUUGAUAAUGCCGAACAGAGAGUAGUUUCUGGAUCAAUUGCACAACAAUCAGCUGCCAAAAUUAAAGAACAAGUAAAUGUUUCAAGAUCAAGUACAUUAUCUGGAAACAUUGAACAAAAUAGUGCGAUUGCUGGAUCAAAUCGACAAUUUGGGUCAAAUAAUACAGAAGAUUCGAAAGUUUCUGGAUUAAACAUAUUUGCUGCGGAUAAUAGAACUAUCUCUGGAAUAAGUUUACGACAAGUGUCACUUCAAAGUGGAGAAAAACUAAAUAUAUCUAAAUCAAUUAUACUUGCUGGGGACGUACAACAAUUAGCAAAAGAAACAGAUAUAUCUGAGCCAAUUAAACUAGAUGUCGAAAAUAGAACAAUGUCUACAUCAAACAUUCAACAAAUUAUAACAAAUUCUGAAUUAAGUCUACGACAAUUGGCACCAAACAGCGACAAAAAGGCAUAUUUUUCUAGAGCAAGUAUAAUAACUUCAGAAAGUGUCGGAAAUGGUACAAUUUCUGCAACCAGUUUGGCACAGUUGGUCACCAAAAAUGGAGAAAACAUAAAAAGUCCUAGGUCAAGUAUACCUGAUUUGGAAAAUGAGCAUAUGAAUAAUUCUGGAUCAAGUACGCCACAAAUAACUGCCAAAAGUGAAGAAGAGACGAAUAUCUCUGGACUAAGCUCAAUAAUACCUACAGAAAAUAUAGAAAAUAGAACGACUUCUGGAUCAAGCGUACAUAAAUUAUCUUCCAAAAGUAACGAACAAGUAAAUCUGGAAGAUGGAGCCAAUUCCGGAUCAAGUAUAUCACAAUUGGCUCCAAAGAAUGGCGAUCAACCAUAUUUUUCUAACUCAAGUAUAUUAACCACGGAAAGUAUCGGAAAUUGUGUAAAACAAUUAACUGUAAAAAGUAAAGAACAAAUUGAUAUGUCUAGAUCAAAUACAUUAACUAAAGAAAGUAUCCAAAAUAGUACAAGUACACAAUUAUCUUCAAAAAUUGGAUCAAGUAUAUUGGAAAAUAGCUACAAUAGGGCUGUAUCUGGAACAAGUAUAAGACAAUUAGCUUCUGAAAUAGAAGAACAAAUAAAUUAUUCUGAAUCAAAAAUAUUUUCUACAGGAAGCGUCACAAAUAGGUACAUUUCUGAUUCAAAUAUGUUCGUUGAAGAAAAUGAAAAAAAUGAUGACACGAUUUCUAGAUCAAUCAGAUGUGAACAACUAAAUGUUUGUGGCUCAAGUAUACUGAAUAUGAAUAGUGUAGUAAAUAAAACAAUUUCUGAAAAUAGUAGGCAACAAUUAAGUGUACAAAGUUAUGAUCAUAAAAACUAUUCUGGAUCAAGUAUGUUAACUGCAGAAAGUGUACAAGAUAAAAGGAGUUCUUCUGGAUCAAGUGUUAAAAAUGUGUCUAUCAAAAGUGGAGAACAAUUAAGUAGUACUAAAUUGACUGUGGAAAGUAUUAAAAAUGAGUCCAAAAGUGAACAACUAAAUAUUUGUGGCUCAAGUAUACUGGAUAUGAAUAGUGUAGUAAAUAAAACAAUUUCUGAAAAUAGUAGGCAACAAUUAAGUGUACGAAGUUACGAUCAUAAAAACUAUUCUGGAUCAAAUAUGUUAACUGCAGAAAGUGUCCAAAAUAAAAGGAGUUCUUCUGGAUCAAGUAUACAAAAUUUGUCUAGCAAAAGUGGAGAACAAUUAAGUAAUACUAAAUCGAUUGUGGAAAGUACUAAAAAUGAGUCCAGAAGUGAACAACUAAAUAUUUGUGCCUCAAGUAUACCGGAUAUAAAUAGUGUAAUAAACAUAACAAUUUCUGAAAAUAGUAGGCAACAAUUAAGUGUACAAAGUUACGAUCAUAAAAACUAUUCUGGAUCAAGUAUAAUAACUGCAGAAAGUGUCCAAGAUAAAAGGUGUUCUUCUGGAUCAAGUAUACAAAAUUUGUCUGUCAAAAGUGGAGAACAAUUAAGUAGUACUAAAUCGACUGCGGAAAGUAUCAAAAAUGAGUCAAGUAUACGAAAAUUGACUGUGAAAAGUGAAGACCAAACAAAUAUUUGUGGAUCAAGUUUAACAGAUAUUUCUACGCAACAAUUUAAUGUUAGGAAUGGAGAUCAAACAAACAUAUCCUGGUCAAGUAUAUUAAAUAAAGAAAGUGGUCAGAACCAAACUAGUUCUGGAUCAAGUAUACAAAAUUUUUGUUAUAAAAGUGAAGAACAAAUUAACAGUUUUAGAUCAAGUCAAGUAACUGUGGAGAAUACCGAAAAUAGUACACUUUCUAGACCAAGUUUACAAACAUUGUCACCUGCGGAAAAUGUGGAAAAUAGAAAACUUUCUGGACCAAGUAUAAGGGGUCAAAAAACAGAUUUAUCAAAAUCAAGUAUAUUCACAUCAGAAAGUGUCGAAAAUAUAACAAUUUCUGGAUCAACUAUGCAACAAUUUGUAGUUAAAACUGGAGAUCAAAUAAUUAUUCCUAAAUUAUGUGUACUACAUGUGGAAAGCACCGAAAAUAAUACAAAUUCUGGAGUAUUUAUUAAAUUGGCUACUAAAAGUGCAGAACCAACAACAACUUCUAUAUCCAGUACUGAACAAAGAUUGAGCCCUCAAUCGAGUGUACAAUUAUCUGAGAAAAGCUUAGAAGACACAAAUAUAUCUAAUCCUAGUAUACAGUUGGCUGAAAAUAUUAAUAGUAUGUCUAGUCCUGGAUCAAACAUGGAUAACGUCAGUAACAAAGACACUGUUUGCCAAAAUAUAGUCUAUGAACUAAUAUCUGAUAAUAAUCUAUUUCAUAAAUGCACCUAUAAUGAAGAAAUUGCAGAAAUAAUAAAAAACGAAGAUAACAUUAUCAAUGAAGAAGAAAGUGGAUCUAUAGAAAAAAAGAUAAUUGAUCAACAAAUGCACUACAAAGAAACCAUACAUAAAUUACUUAGUGAUGAACAAAACGUUAAUGAUCGACAAGACACUAUCACAUACAACCAAUUAAAUAAAUCAAAUAUACUUUUCAAAGGUAUAUCAACCUUUGAAGAUAAAUCACUCAUCGAUCAAAGAGUAAUCGACGAAGAUGACGAAGAAAUUUUUAACAAACUAUCUAAGGAAAAAGAUUUUGGUAACGAUGAAAUUUCUUAUAAUAAAUUAACGGAAGACGGUGAACAGAUACCAUUUUUACAAGCUUCCAAUUCACCAUCUUCAACAACAACUGUUGAACAAAUGCUGAUGUUGAACGAAUGUACGAUUGAUUUGUUGGAGAGAAACGAAGAACUAGCAGCAAAUGAAAAAAAGUCUAACAGAGAAAAUGCUUUCGAUAUUCCCGGGGAACCAGUAAACUGAUCAAAUCGUUUAAAAUAAGAGAAGGUUUGAUUAAACCACCUGUUGGUUACAGAAUUCGAUAUAUUAAGUCUUUAAAAUAACCCACACUUUUCAGUUGUUAUUUUUAUAUGAUCUUAUUACCAUUCCUUCAAGAUAUUCUAUCACAGUCACACAUAAACACAGUGCAUUUCAGAAGCUUAUUGAAAAUUCUUUAAGUUCGCAUUCAGAAAGAAGAUUUUGCAGCUGUUUAAUGAAUCGGUUGACUUAUUUUUAUACCGUUUGAUUCUUUUUCCAUUGGUUUACGAAUAAGAAGAAAGUAACCAGAAUUGUUUUGUACUUCAAAUGCACCUGUCUUGUCAUGGUAUAGAAUUACUUCAUCAUUUUUUAAAGCCAUUGCGCGUACAAUGUCAAAUAAAGAUAAUCUAUUUCUG
This is a messenger RNA of Psylliodes chrysocephalus, 8810 nucleotides long. The record is from the annotation of a GenBank genome assembly. NCBI's taxonomy places the organism in Eukaryota, Metazoa, Arthropoda, Insecta, Coleoptera, Chrysomelidae.